Molecule: messenger RNA, 1209 nt
Organism: Sphenostylis stenocarpa
Lineage: Eukaryota; Viridiplantae; Streptophyta; Magnoliopsida; Fabales; Fabaceae
Source: the annotation of a GenBank genome assembly
AUGCCUCCCACUGACGGAGACUUCGAUCUUAGGCAACCUUCUCAAUCUGCCUUCACAGUUGGAGAGUACACGUUCGCCGAUGUGGAGAAUUUGGAGCAUUGUGCUAAGUAUCUCAACCAAUCGCUCGUCACGUUCGGAUUCCCUGCUUCGCUCGAUCUCUUCGCAAAUGACCCCGUUUCCAUUGCGCGGACGUGCAAUUGCAUUUACUUCCUGCUCCAACAGAGACAGCGCGAUGUUGAAUUUAGAGAGUCGGCUAAUGAUCAAAGACAACGACUGUUGUCUGACAUUUCAAGAUUGGAGGCCAAAGUAGAGCGGCUUGAAGGUCAACUACAAGUCAAAGACAGAGAGAUAGCAACUAUUACUAGAACGGAAGCUAAAAACACGGCAGCUCUGAAGGCUCAAAUUGAGAAGCUGCAACAGGAGAGGGAUGAGUUUCAGAGAAUGGUUAUUGGUAAUCAGCAAGUAAAAACUCAACAACUGCACGAGAUGAAGAAGAAGGAAAAGGAAUAUAUAAAAUUGCAGGAGAGGCUAAACCAAGUUUUAAUGGAGAAGAAGAAAGAGUCUAGGUCAGGCAUGGAGAUAAUGAAUUUACUUCAGAAAGAAGGGAGGCAACGUGGAACAUGGAAUGGGAAGAAAGCUGACAAUGAUUUUUACAAAAAGAUUGUGGAUGCUUAUGAGGCCAAAAAUCAAGAACUGAUGGCAGAGAAUACUGAUUUAAGAGCAUUGUUGAGAUCAAUGCAGGUGGAUAUGCGCGAUUUCUUAAAUGCACCUAAUGGACUACCAAAACAAUCUCUCACUGGCAAUGAAAGAGUGGAAAGUGAUCCUUCACAAUCACCAUUGGUUGGGAAAAUGGACGUAUUUGACCUUCCUUUUCAUAUGGCCAGAGAUCAAAUAGAAGAAAGUCUUCGUAACAAAAUGGCUUCUAUAAAGGAGCGCAUGGUUCAAUUGCAAGAUGCUCAAAAGGGAGCAGAAGUUACUUCAGAGGCUACUGAGAGGGAACUUGAGCUUGAAGCUCAGCUUGUUGAAGCCAGAAGCAUCAUACAGGAACAGGCAUCAAUAAUGUCGAAACAUCUUGCAAAAUCUGAUAGGCCAAGGCAGUAUGUAAUUAACAAAACUGAGGAUACUCACAUUUACAGGCACGGACAUCAUGCUUUUAGACUAUUUAACUUAUAUUGCUUGUCCAUCCUGCAUUGCCCUAGUUCAUGUUAA